Messenger RNA from Dentiscutata erythropus, 549 nucleotides. The record is from the annotation of a GenBank genome assembly. NCBI's taxonomy places the organism in Eukaryota, Fungi, Glomeromycota, Glomeromycetes, Diversisporales, Gigasporaceae.
AUGAAAUUAAAAUCAAUCACAACAUUAUUUUUAAUAAUCUUUCUUUAUAUUCUAAUCGUUCAUCCUAACAUUGGAUUAUCUCAAAGAUCAACGAUAAAAAAGAAAUUGAGUAAAAGAGAUGCAUACAAAGAAAAAUAUAUUAGAUUAAAAGGUUCAAAUUGUAAACUUUCGGGAAUGAUUAAAUUCAGUCCAAGACAUAAUACUGAUGAACUCUUUGGAAUAAUUAUGUUUAAAGAAGUUAUACUAGAUGAUGAUCUGCAAACACAGAUUGAUGGAUUUCUCACGACACCUAUUGGAAUUGAUGGAUUAAAGACAGAAGAAGGAAAAUAUGUUUAUACGGCAGGAAUUUUUAAAGAAAAUGAAAAGAUUUAUGACAUAACCGAACCAUUAUUUCGAGGAGCAGUAGAAUUAGUCACAAAAGUACCUAAAACAGUGAAUUUGACAAUUUGUGGAGAAAAUUCAAUAAUUGGAAAAACAUUGGCACUAAAUCGUGAACAGUUUCGAAAAUAUAUACGCAAAAGGAUAAAUCGUGAAAUUGUCGUCGCUUAA